AUGAGCUCGACAAGUAUCGGUCAGUUAAUGGCUGAUAUGCGUCAGCUUGUGAUCAACUUGCAAACACGUGAACGUGCUACGGAUAGUGCGCUUGCAAAGAGUCAGAUUGUUAAUGAUAAAAUUUGUGGUAUGAAAGAGUACCAGGAAGAAGUGGCAGGUAUGAAUGAUUGCUGGCGAAUGCAAGGCCGCAAAGUGCUUGUUGCAGGCUUGCAACAUGAAAACCGGCAAAUUUUGCAGUUACAGCAAGAGAACAGGGAGCUUCGCCAAGCGUUGGAGGAUUGCGAAAAUACCCUACAAUUAGUAAUGCAAAAGCAUAGGGAUGUUAUAACAAAACUUGCGAAGCAGUUUAUUCCAUCAUUUCGAACCUCAGUUGCACAAAAUAGCAAGAAAUGUGAAGGCCAUAUGAACGAAAAAAUCGUCAAUCUCUCAAGGUUGUUGAAUGAAUGUCUUGCAGAUGGUGAGAGCGUUUCGAAUCAUGAUCAAGAGUUAAUAGCAAGGCUUGCAACAGAGAAUGCAUGCCUUAGGGAACUGCUAAAUAUUUCAACUCACAACGAAACGGACAUUGCACGUCACUUCAUCGAUCUUACAAGUGGUGGGAUACCGAAUUAUUCUAAUGGUCCCAAAACUGGUUGUAAUAAAAACUGCGAACAAAGUAACACAUCAACGCUUGCUGGGAAUUCGCUCCUGCACAGCAACGAAGAUGUCAGGCAAAAUUCCGUUUUGUUGAAGGUGUCUGAUACUACGAUUAAGAAAAAUGCAAUAUCUCAUGCACAAGGAAGAAAACAGUGCGGUAAAUGA
Molecule: messenger RNA, 798 nt
Organism: Cercopithifilaria johnstoni
Lineage: Eukaryota; Metazoa; Nematoda; Chromadorea; Rhabditida; Onchocercidae
Source: the annotation of a GenBank genome assembly